Pteropus alecto (black flying fox) is the source of this 956-nucleotide messenger RNA. It is a transcript of the gene CRYGN, whose product is annotated as crystallin gamma N. Bases 1 to 531 code for a protein of 176 amino acids. Gene Ontology annotation, molecular function: structural constituent of eye lens. NCBI's taxonomy places the organism in Eukaryota, Metazoa, Chordata, Mammalia, Chiroptera, Pteropodidae. The transcript is spliced from 3 exons. The record is from RefSeq and is a predicted model, not a curated record. Gene Ontology annotation, biological process: lens development in camera-type eye; visual perception.
AUGCAGGCCGCCAUCCGGUUCAAAGCUUCUUCAUCGGGGCUCGGUCGAGGGUGUCGGGGCCCCAGGCGUCUGCCCCUGGAACGGAGUGGAGAGAAGCCUGUGACCCCGCACCCCCCGUCCCGGCCUUCCCAGAUCACGCUGUACGAGGGCAAGCACUUCACCGGGCGGAAGCUGGAGGUCUUCGGAGACUGCGAGAACUUCCAGGACCGAGGCUUCAUGAACCGGGUGAACUCCAUCCGCGUGGAGAGCGGCUCCUGGGUCUGCUUCGGCCACCCCGACUUCCGCGGCCAGCAGUUCGUCCUGGAGCACGGCGACUACCCAGACUUCUUCCGCUGGAACGGCCACAACGACCACAUGGGGUCCUGUCGGCCCGUGGGGAUGCACGGGGAGCAUUUCCGCCUGGAAAUCUUCGAGGGCUGCAACUUCACGGGCCAGUGCCUGGAGUUCCAGGAGGACUGCCCGCUCCUCCAGAGUCGGGGCUGGGCCAAGAGCUGUGUCAACGCCAUCAAGGUGUACGGGGACGGAGCGUGAGUAGAGGCCAUGUGGCUGCUGACCAGAGGCCCAGCCGGGCCCUGCUGUGGGGUGGGUCAGACCUCAGCAGGAGGGGCAGCCUGUCCCCUGGCCCGGGGCCUGUCCCUCCCUCAGCUGCCUCCCCUGCCCCAGUCAGACAGCGUGCUGGUUCCCUCCAUGGCCCAGAAAGCCCACCGCUGGGGCCCCAGAGUGUCGGGAGGCCGGCUCCUCCAUGUAGCUGCCUUCCCGUGCUGCUUUCCCCCUGCAGGGGACGUCCCCGGGGGCACGAACUUGUGUGUGGAUUUACUUUGGAAUUUCCAGGCCCUAAAACAGUGCCAGGCACACCGGUGGAAACAGGCACGCGGUCGCUGCAUGAGGGAAUAGUGACUGGUCCCCACUCUGCCGGGCACGCUGCCAGGUGCUGGGCGCUGGCCGUGCCAACCGCC